Gambusia affinis (western mosquitofish) is the source of this 1689-nucleotide messenger RNA. It is a transcript of the gene oser1, whose product is annotated as oxidative stress responsive serine-rich 1. The transcript is spliced from 4 exons. The record is from RefSeq and is a predicted model, not a curated record. Gene Ontology annotation, biological process: cellular response to hydrogen peroxide. NCBI's taxonomy places the organism in Eukaryota, Metazoa, Chordata, Actinopteri, Cyprinodontiformes, Poeciliidae. The coding region runs from base 372 to 1391 and encodes 339 amino acids.
GUCGGGUUGGUUUCUGGGCUAGUGACGUCAGUUGUUGCAGAGUCACUGCAGACGGUUCGACUGUAAACAAGACGCUUCUGACGGAGAAAAGUCCCGAUCCGGUUCGAAAACCCCGAGUAUUUGGCUGCUGCAUAUAUUUAGCGCUGGUGUCGGUCCAUUAGCAGUUCUGUAGAACCUGCUCCGGGUUUUGAGUCUGCCGUGUUUUUUGUUUUUUUUGGAUUGUGUUUUGGCGGAGACAGAGCUAGCAUUAGCUUCUGCCCUUUAGCCUCUUUGGAACCAGCCAGAAUUUUCUGGACUCUUCUGGACUUGUGCUUGGCGUGGCCCGGACAACCUGAGCCCUGGGGGGCUGGUCGGAGCAGCCUCCUCCCACCAUGGAGGCCGGAGGGAACGACUGCGAGGAGGAGACGCUGCAGACGGCCUUCAAGAAGCUCAGGGUCGACGCUGAGAGUUUGUCCGGAGCUGAGAGCGUUUCCGAUGCGUUGACGCCCAGAGCGCCGGCCCGGGUCGGUCUGGACGGCACCAGCGGAGCGAAGGCCAAACUCAGCAACACCAAGGACACCUGGCACUGCUGCACGAGGAAAACCUCCAGAGGAACGUCAUCGAGGAGCCAGCGCCGUCGGCGGUCGAAGUCCCCCAUCCUACACCCGCCCAGGUUCACCUACUGCAGCAGCGCCGCCUCGGCUCUGGCGCCUCCUGGCGGCGGCCUGAAGCAGCAGCGACUGGCCGUGUCCGACCCGGCAGCCGACGACAUUCCGGUCCAGGCGGAGCAGCGUUGCUCUGCUGUGCCGGGCCGCUGCUCACCUGUUCUGUUCGGAGUCAGUCCGAGUUAUGAGACCCGGGUGGGGGGGGUGGGCUUGUCGCCAGAGGUUGCCACGGCAGCAGCGCCCCCACGGUGGGAAGGCGGGCACUCUGGAGAGGAGAAGGUUUCCCCCGAUGGAGCCUCGGCGCCGCUGAGGUCCGAUGCCGCAGAUUUUCGGGCUCUAUCUGAGCUUCACUGCACGGAGGGAACGCAAUCCCCCUGCGGCUGCCCCCUCCAUGCUGCCGCCGGCUCACAGGACGGCGGCGAGCGCGAAGCCGGAUCCGGCUGCAGCUGCAGGCAGCAAGGGCCCGGCUGGAACGGCGUGGAGGUUUACUCCUUCACAGGGCUGCGCAGCGCCCAGCAGGACGAGGCCAGAACUCUCAGCGGCAGCUCCGCCACGUCGCCGCUGGCGUCCGGUAGCUCCGCCCCCUGCGCUGCGUCGCCGCUGGCCUCUGGCUCUCCCCGGUCCUGCUCGGAACAGGCGCGCGCCUACGUCGAUGACAUCACGAUAGAGGACCUCUCCGGCUAUAUGGAGUACUACCUCUACAUCCCCAAGAAGAUGUCGCACAUGGCUGAGAUGAUGUACACCUAGACCUUCAGCAGUCACAGAGGAGAGGUGUGGGUUAGAUUAAAGCUGUUUUAAUCUGGAUUAUAAUCCCUUCAGACUGACUGGAUCGCGCCUCAGCCGAGCGUCUCUGUAGGUUUCAUCUGGUUUCUGUGUCUUCUGUCAAUCACUCUGUUUUCCAGAUUUCAAGUUUACAAAUGAAGUUGCCAAAACUCGUGGGAGUUUUAAUCCCAGCUGGGAUAAAAACUCGUGGGAGUUUUAAUCCCAGCUGGGAUUCUGUCUGUGGUUCCUGGGUGAAUAAAGAAGCUGAAUGAUCCACUGGGAA